AUGUUGAACAAUUUUGACGCAGCCGUGAUUGCCAUCGCCGCCCUACUCUGUCUCCGACUAAUCUACCGGCGGGUCCACCGUAACAAUCAUGAGCCCGCAGUCUUCAUCUUCACAAAAGGCGUUUCAUCUGAUCCUGAUCUAUAUUGUACUGUGUGCCUUAAAGAUAUCGUCGCCGGCGACCGGUGCCGGAGAUUGCCAAAGUGCGGCCACUGUUUUCAUGUUGAUUGUAUUGAUACGUGGAUUAAUGGGUAUAGCUCCACGUGUCCGAUCUGUAGAUGUGAAGUUAUCCACCGUUUGAUUCGCCGGAAAGAUGGAGAAGAUGACAGUUUGACUAAUUUAAUCUUUUUCCUUUCGAUUUGUCGGAAAAUUCUCCGGCAGGUUGGUAAUUCUCUUUGUAAUGAGAUUACUGCCGCGAUUUGCUCUAAUUUGUAG
Messenger RNA from Impatiens glandulifera, 432 nucleotides. RefSeq names its product RING-H2 finger protein ATL8-like. The record is from RefSeq and is a predicted model, not a curated record. Lineage: Eukaryota; Viridiplantae; Streptophyta; Magnoliopsida; Ericales; Balsaminaceae. The coding region runs from base 1 to 432 and encodes 143 amino acids. The transcript has a single exon.